Molecule: messenger RNA, 3387 nt
Organism: Cajanus cajan (pigeon pea)
Lineage: Eukaryota; Viridiplantae; Streptophyta; Magnoliopsida; Fabales; Fabaceae
Product: Peptidase M50 family protein
Biological process (GO): membrane protein intracellular domain proteolysis; regulation of response to endoplasmic reticulum stress
Cellular component (GO): membrane; cytoplasm
Molecular function (GO): protein binding; metalloendopeptidase activity
Source: RefSeq, a predicted model, not a curated record
UAGACAUUUAAAACCUUCCUCCCUAACAAACGCCUCCUCUCGUUGCCUCGGUGACUCCACGAAAUAAGCAACAUAACAUAACACCAUUCAUAUUCAACUUCGGCGAUGGAAGUGGAAGCCAGGCGAAUCAGGAGGUUUGGGCCCCAAAGGCCCACACACCGCACUCUUCUCCCGCUUCACGCUUCUUCCUCCUCUCACAAUGUUUCCAACACCGUUUCCUGCUGGUAUUGCGACUACAAAAUCUCCAUGUUUAACAGACCUCUUUUCCACUUUGGUCGCCGAUACUCCAGGUUUUUCAAAGUAUGGUUUUCAAUUGGGGUUGGGUUUGCCCUUUCUGCGUUGCUUGGAGUUACUUUGAUUCUCCUUUGGGAACUAGCCAGAACAUUGCAUCUUUGUGGUGGCAGUAAUAAACUUGGAAGCUUUGCCAAUACCUUGUUUUUUGGCUUCCCUUCUUUGCUGCCUGGUUUAAGCUUAACACUUGCUGAUGCUGGCUAUAUAUGUGUUUCUACUGUCAUAUCUGUCGUAGUGCAUGAAUUUGGUCAUGCAGUUGCUGCCACAAGUGAGGGAAUACAAAUAGAGUACAUUGCCAUCUUCAUUGCCAUUCUAUUUCCUGGUGCUCUGGUUGCCUUUAAUUAUGAAUUGUUGCAGACAUCACCUCAUUUGACUGCCCUCCGUGUGUAUUCUGCUGGCAUUUGGCACAAUGCAGUUUGUUGUGCAGCUUGCGGACUGGCAUUAUUCCUUUUGCCCAUGAUCUUGUUUCCCUUUUACAGCAGUGGUGAUAGUCCCAUGGUUUUGAACGUACCCCCAACCUCUCCUUUGUCUGGUUAUUUAGCUCCUGGUGACGUUAUUCUGUCAGUAGAUAAUGUACCCAUCAGAAAUGCACAAGAAUGGUUGAAGCUUAACACAUUGACAUAUAAUGUUAAGCUUAAUAAUGUAAAUGUUUCUCAGCGUUCUGGAGAGUUGGUGGUUAAUAAAAUGAAGGGUUACUGUAUCCCUAAUUUUAUGAUGGAAGAAAGCAAAAUUACUGAAUUACUGGAAACUCAACGUGCUUGUCCCAGUGAACUCACUGCCUUUGUAAAAUCAUUAUGCUCUGCUAAUGUUACGCUGGAUGAUGGUCAAAGCAAAAUUGAUCUUUUAAGCAGAGGAAGGAGUAUGUACUGCUUAAAUGCUAAAGAUGUUAUUAAACAUAAAAGGUGUGGUGAUGACUGGGGACCUGCUACAACAAAGGGAGGUGGCUGUACAUGCUCUCAGGAUGAAUUUUGUUUAGCUCCAGUUCAGGAGCCUGGAUUGGUAUGGAUUGAGAUUGCAUAUUCAAGUCCUCAUGAAUGCUUAUCACAUGUACAAAACAGAUUUCCAUUUUCUGAAACUUCUGGUGUUAAGGAAACUAAUUGUGGUGGGGUUUUUAUUUUUGUUGGUGAUGUCAUCUCAAUGGCACGUUCAAUUCAGCUAACUUCAUAUCAGCCUCGCUGGGGACCGCAUAUUGUUGCAUAUUUUCCAAAUUUACUGGAAAGGAUUUUAAUAUGGACAUUUCAUGUCUCUCUAGCUCUGGCUCUUCUCAAUGGUUUGCCGGAUAUGAAAUGAUACAUGAACCAGAGGUUGACCUCCUGUCAUUUGGAUCAGAGGCCCAGUCAGCAUUGGAAAAGGCAGUAAUCUGAAGAUGGUUAACAGAUUUUGUUGGCUGUAGAAGAAUACCAAGGUUGGAUGCACUCUUGAGAUACCUUAAAAUUCUCUUGACAGCAACCAAUGAGUCUCCAAGGGGUGCUGACAUGAACUGACAGGCUUUAUUAACAGAGAAGGCAAUUUUUGUGAGUGAGUGGCAUAUUGAAGAGAGCCAACCACUGAUCUAUAUAGAGUUGUGUCUGCAAAGUAAUUUGAAUCCUGUUUGGAAAGCUUGAGACCACCAACCAUAGGAGAUGAAAUGCUCUUUGCUUUAGCCAUUUUAGCUUUUUUCAAUAAGUCUUGAAUGUAUUUCUUCUGAGUAAGAACCAUAGAACCAUUUUUCAGCUUAUGGACUUCAAUGCCCAAAAAAAUAUUCAAGAUUACCAAGUUGUUUUAGUGCAAACACAUCAUUAAGUUGCAAGGUGAGAUGUUGAAGUAUCUGCUGAGAACUUCCGGUGAGAAUAAUGUCAUCUACAUACACAAGGAGAUAGAUAAGAUUAGACUUAUGCUUGUAAAUAAACAGAGAAGGAUCUCUCUUACUGGCUGUAAACCCUUUUUGUAUAAGAGUAGUUUUGAGCUUUUCAAAAGAAGUCCAAGGGGCCUGUUUUAGGCCAUAGAGAGCCUUGUGCAGUUUGCAGACAAGAGACUUGUCAGAAUGUUUAAACCCUUGAGGUUGUUGCAUGUAAAUAUCCUCAUGAAGUUGCCCAUUUAGAAACACAUUGUUAAUGUCAAGUUGCUGAACAAACCAAUUUGAAGUUAUUGCUAAAGUAAGAAUAGUUCUAACAAUGACAGACUUAAUCAUGGGAGAAGGUUUUUGUGUAAUCACAACAAGGUUGUCGGUGAAAACCUUUAGCCACUAGUCUGGCUUUGUACAUGUUAAUUGUGCCAUUUGGGUUUUCUUUAAUUCAAAAAGCUCACUUAUAGCCAAUAGUUUCUCUGUUGGUAGGUAAAGAUACAAGAGAUUAGGUGUUAUUUUUUUAAUCAAUGCAUCAUAUUUUUCUUGCAUAGCAGUUAGCCAAUUUGAAUCUUUGAGAGCUUCUUUAACAUUCUUAGGUUCAACUUGAGGGAUUAAGGUAGAAGGAAUAGUCCUAAGAGCAUUGGUUUUCGAUCUAGUAGUCAUGGGAUGAGUAUUUCUUCUUAAUGGAGGAGGAAGAGGAUUAGAUGACACAGUAUUUUGACUGGAUUGAGUGACAGAUUGACUUGGAGAGUAAUUGGAGCGGGUAGGUAUAGGGUUAGACAUAUCGGAGAAAAGGAGAGGACUGUUUUGGUGGGGAAGCACAGUGACAAGAGAUAUAGGAAUAUGUAAUUGAGUUGAAGAUACAUGAGAAGAGAAGAGAAGAGAGUAGAAUAAGGAAAACGAAUUUCAUUAAAGAUGACAUCCUUGGAGAUUAUACAUUUACCUGUAGAUGUUAGACAUUUGUAUCCUCAAUGUAAAGAAGGAAUAUCCAAGGAAAAUGCACUCUUGUGAUCUAAUUGAAAAUUCUCAAAUAGUUUAGGGAUUUAUUGAAUAGUUAAACUAGCAACUUAUCCCUAAACUAUUAAGGAUUUUUAGUACUCGAUGGAAUUCUGAUGGAACCUCAAUUAAAAAUGAUUAAUAAUGUUGAAAAUAAGAUGUUAUAGUUUAAAGAAAAAUGAUUUGGUUUGUUUGUGCCCUUAGAAACUGCUUUCGUUGAUGGAAUGACCUAGAUUUAAAGAAAUGUGGAAUGUGUGUGAAAGCCUUUUGGAGUA